AUGGAUUCUGAAUCAAAUAACAGUUUCAUAGGAAGCUUUAUUCAGCCACCAGAUCGGAUGCAUCCUGCAGCCUUUGCUUAUAGAAAAUCAAAGAAGUUGGCAGCAGUUGGUGCUGACAGGCCUUCUGUCCCAAAUAACCAAGCUGUAGUGACAGCCCUGAAAACUCUUCAAGAAAAGAUCCACCGACUAGAGCUGGAGAAGUCACAGGCUGAAGAUAAUCUGUGCAGCCUCUCUGUAGCAGCUGCUCAGUAUAAGAAGGCCUUAGAACGUGAGUCCUAUGAAAAGAACACAGCACAUCAAGAACUGAUGCAGCAAAGGAAAGAUGCAAGUGUGCAGCUAAAUGCAGCACAGUCCCGCUGCUCCCUGCUGGAGAAACAGCUGGAUUACAUGAGGAAAAUGGUUUGCAGUGCGGAACUGGACGAGAAACUGAUUUUAGAGCAACAGGCUCAGCUUCAGACAGAAGAAGGUCAGAACCAGUUGGAACUGCAUACAAAACUUGAAAAGCUUGAAAUACUAGAAAAAGAGUGUCUUAAGCUUAUGGCUACUCAGACAAUCUCCGAAGACAAGAUCAAACACUUAGAAGAAAAGCUUUGUAAAGAAGACCAUCAGCAUAAGCUAAUACAAGACAAAACUGCUCAGCUUCAAAUGGGCUUUGAUACAAACAGAAUUUUGAUGUCUUCGAUAAUAUCUCAACAUGAACCUGAAAAAGAAAAUGGGAAGAAGCCAAAAACUAAGAAGAGAAAUCCUACAGUGAAGAAAACACACCUUUCACAAUUACAUGUAAAGGCUGGUGAACUACCUUUUGUGGCCGGGAAGCAUCUCAAUCCAUACAUCUCAUCACGAAGACAAGGAGGAGCCAUGUCUGGGAUUUCAGGACACAGUGCACUUUCAGAAUCUGUAUCCUCUUGUUCCACAUCACCUCCUGCCACCAGAACUCUUUCAGACCUUCUGUUGGCCAUACAAGAUGAGCUGAGCCAAAUGAUCUUUGAGCAUCAAGAACUUCUGAAGCAGAUAAAGGAGACUCAAGACUCUAAAGUUCGUGAACACCUGGAACGGGACCUGGAUUGCCUUGUAAAACAAAUGGGGAUUAAAGGACAACAAAUAUCCAAGCUGAAAAAGCAUCAUGCUACUGUGCAGAAAUUAAAGAGAAAAGCUCAGAAAUUGAAGCAAGGAGCAGCUCAUGUGAAACUAAAGUGUGGUGACCCAAAGAAAGCAAACGAGAUUGCAGUCAGUGCAAAGGAAAGUAUGUCUAAAUCUUGUCCUGGGCAGAAAAGCAGAAGCUCUCUUCAGCUGCUAAAAACUGUGAGGAAACUUCAGUCAUCUCUGAAAAAAGAUGUUUUCAUCUGA
Messenger RNA from Acanthisitta chloris (rifleman), 1347 nucleotides. RefSeq names its product centrosomal protein 57kDa-like 1 (gene CEP57L1). NCBI's taxonomy places the organism in Eukaryota, Metazoa, Chordata, Aves, Passeriformes, Acanthisittidae. The transcript is spliced from 10 exons. Gene Ontology annotation, cellular component: centrosome. Bases 1 to 1347 code for a protein of 448 amino acids. Gene Ontology annotation, molecular function: identical protein binding; microtubule binding; gamma-tubulin binding. The record is from RefSeq and is a predicted model, not a curated record.